AUGUCUACCUCAAGAUCAUUAAAUAAUAAGAUUUUCUUUGAAAAGAAGUCAGCAACUGGAGAGUACCCAAAAGAAUGGAUGAACUCUGCUUACGGUGGAAAUCUAACGCAUCACCAAGACUCAUCUCAGUUACAAAAUCAAUCCUAUUCGAAGCGAAACAUUAAUUCAACAGUAAACAAUAGUUUUAAUUAUAACAAUUAUGAUAAUAAUGCUGCUAAUUACGGUAGAGAGAAUUUUCAUAAUAAUCAAGCAUAUUCUAACAAUGCUUAUUCGUUGAAAGGUUUGAAUAAUACUUACAUUUUGAACAAUAUGAGGAAUGAUAAUAAAAUUAAGAGAGGACAGAAACCUAUUAUGAAUGGUAGAAGUAUGCCAUAUAAAAACAUGAACAAACAAAAUUCAAGAGCACUUAAACAAACAAAGAACCCACCUAACAAUGCCAAAAAUUUUACUAAUAAAAAUAUCAAGUUUACUAUCGUUCAUGAUGAAAGUGAGAUCGAUAAUGAUAAAAAACACAGUAAUGACGAUAUUUGUAACAAAUAUUUUUCAGAGCCAGUUGAUUUGAAUUAUUAUAAGGAUUCAGAUGGUAAAAUAAAACCUGUUAUUAAUUUAGUUUCAAAAAAAACCCAACAAUCUAUAAAGAAGGUAUACAAAUUAUCAGUACCAAUUAAUUAUAAAGAUACCACAUAUUCUGGAGUAAGUAGUUUAAUUGAAACAGAGUAUAGACCAUUAUAUUCGAAAGAUCAAUCAUUUAAAUUCUAUAAUAAAGAUAGUGUCCUACUAUUCAAGACUUUGGAUGCAAUAGUCGAGAAAAUCAAGGCAUCGAAUAGAAAGGAAACAAAAGAAAACGAUGCCAAUACUACUUUAGAAAAAAUUAAGUUGAAUAAGUCAAGUAGAGUUUUGAAAUCAAUUAAUGAGAGAUCUUUUAUAAAUAAUACAGGUUUGAAAUUAACCAGCAACAAUGAUAGUUUCGAGUUGAGUUUUGAUGGUAAGGCGUUAGAUAGGAGUGAUAUUUUACGUAUGGUUGAUUCUUUCAGUGUUGCCUUUUCUGACGAUGAUGGAGAUAAUGAUGAUUAUAAUGAACAAGCUGAGAGUACAUUCGAUGAAGAAUUUGGGUCAAAGGAAAAUAAAUAUUUGAGGACAUUAACGAAUAAAAUCUUACCAGCAGAAAUUACGGGCGGUGGAUUUUAA
This is a messenger RNA of Tetrapisispora phaffii CBS 4417, 1188 nucleotides long. RefSeq lists its product as uncharacterized. Lineage: Eukaryota; Fungi; Ascomycota; Saccharomycetes; Saccharomycetales; Saccharomycetaceae. The transcript has a single exon. The record is from RefSeq and is a predicted model, not a curated record. Bases 1 to 1188 code for a protein of 395 amino acids.